AUGGCAGUGCAAAGACAAACUGCAGCGUCAAGAUCUGCGAGGCCGGAAAGAAGGGAACAACAUGGUGUCUCUGAUGGGUUUCCGAUGACUAUAGGGAGAAGGUUGUUGAGCAAGUUAGCACACACACCCAAUUUGAGAAUGUCUUUCGGGCAAGUGGCUUUAGGAGGGGUUGAAGGUGUCGGUGAAGGUGUUGGAGGUGUUGAAGGUUCUAUAGGUGUUGGAGGUGUUGAAGGUGUUGGAGGUUUUGAAGGAGUUGGAGGUGAUGUGCAAUGGCCCCCCGGUGAUGUGGGAGGUGAUGUUGGAGAUGAUGUGGGAGGUGAUGUUGUGGGAGGUGAUGUUGGAGAUGAUGUGGGAGGUGAUGGUGGAGAUGAUGUAGGAGGUGAUGUUGUGGGAGGUGAUGGUGGAGAUGAUGUGGGAGGUGAUGUUGUGGGAGGUGAUGUUGGAGAUGAUGUGGGAGGUGAUGUUGUAGGAGGUGAUGGUGGAGAUGAUGUGGGAGGUGAUGUUGUGGGAGGUGAUGGUGGAGAUGAUGUGGGAGGUGAUGUUGGAGAUGAUGUAGGAGGUGAUGUUGUGGGAGGUGAUGGUGGAGAUGAUGUGGGAGGUGAUGUUGUGGGAGGUGAUGUUGGAGAUGAUGUGGGAGGUGAUGUUGUGGGAGGUGAUGUUGGAGAUGAUGUGGGAGGUGGGCAAACUUCUGGUGAUGGUGGAGGUGAUGUUGGAGGCGGGCAAACUUUUGGUGGUGUUGGAGGUUUUGGUGGAGGUGGGCAGUCUUUUGGGGUAUUAGUGGAGGAUACCAGAGUGAAGAAAAGAAGAUUGAAGGUAAGGAGAAAAGCUAUGGUUGCCAAAGCUCUUGAAGCCAUUUUUAAUGCUUUAGCUUGUUAUAGUUGGAAAGUGUUGUAG
Lactuca virosa is the source of this 894-nucleotide messenger RNA. The record is from the annotation of a GenBank genome assembly. NCBI's taxonomy places the organism in Eukaryota, Viridiplantae, Streptophyta, Magnoliopsida, Asterales, Asteraceae.